AUGUACAAGCACUUCUAUCGAUAAUAUCUCACAACAAACAUUUAUUUACACCUUCUUUUACUCUUAUUUACUCAUUCACAACCGUAACUUCACGGGCCAAAUGUUUAGCUAUAAGUGUUCCCCAUCAUUCAACCAAAAAGCCAUCGAUUCCAUCAAUACGUUAAAAAGCAAGCCACGAGUCCUACAUCCAUCAAAUUUCUCCAACACGUGGCGUUAAUCCAACGCUACCAAAUUCAAUUGCUCCGCCCCAAUCUGUUGAUUUGAUUUCCCUUGCUAUAAAUGACUGUUUUGAAUUGACAUAUUAUGGGUAGGCACACGCAGCCAUUAAAGUCUCUCUCCGUUCACAGGACAACUUUCCAAAACAAGAAGAGAGAGAGAUAGAAAGAGUCAAACAGAACAACGUAAGACUUCGAUCCAAUAGAAAUGGUGUGUUUCUGUUUUCUGGUGGAUCAGAGGAGGAAGGUGCAGCGGAGCAAGCCGGCGGCGGGGACGUGUUCGCGGUGCGGCGGCGGAGCCAGCGUGGCGGAUAUGAUGACACAAACCAGAUUUUGCUACAUUCCAUUUUACUCCAAAUCUUGGAAAGCUAUUGUUUGCACUUUUUGUGGAGCCACUCUUAAAUCUUACAGAUGAGCACCACCUUAAUAUUUUCAUUUCUUAAUAUCUCACAGUAUAUGUAAUACACAAUAUAAUCUAUGUUUUCGUUUAUUAGUUUCUUCUUUGUUUUUUGUUUUUGUUUUUCAGAUACUUUUCUUCUGAUCUACAACGUUAUCUUGUCUCCUCUGGAAGCCAACAAGUUAGAUACUUGUUUACUGUAGAAAGUGAAAUUUUUACAUAAAAGAUAUAAAUAUUGUACUUUUUGCUAUCUUUACAGUAUUUAGUGUCACAUUUUUUGUUUCUAUGGUAGAGAAAUCACUAAAGUGCUGAUAACACUUAUUCUCAGUGUUUAAUAUGCAAUGCUUGUUGCUUCGAGUGGUAGAAGAAAUG
Molecule: messenger RNA, 984 nt
Organism: Vigna radiata var. radiata (mung bean)
Lineage: Eukaryota; Viridiplantae; Streptophyta; Magnoliopsida; Fabales; Fabaceae
Exons: 1
Coding region: 424-630 (68 amino acids)
Source: RefSeq, a predicted model, not a curated record